AUGGAUGCAUAUGAAGCUACAAAGAUUGUUUUCCAGAGGAUCCAGAAUUUGGACCCUCAUAACGCUUCUAAAAUCAUGGGCUUUCUCCUCAUUCAAGACCACGGCGAGAAGGAGAUGAUCCGUUUGGCUUUCGGCUCUGAAUCCUUAGUCCACUCCGUCAUUCUCAAAACCAGGAAAGACCUCAACUUGCCCUCCCCAAACACGCCCUCCACCCCUUCCUCCCCCAACUCACCCUUCGGAAACCCUAAUUUCUCCCUCUCCCGACAGAGCUCCUCCUCUUCUUCCUCCAGAAUCCCUUCUCCGCUCAGCGUGGCCGGCAACCAGUCCUCCACCGCGAUUUCCUCUUCCUGGGCCAAUUCCAAAGCCAGCAGCUUUUCCGAUUUUCAGGCCUCCGACGACUUAAUCAGCCCCACGUCCGCUUUCAAUGGCGAAGCCGACUUAAUCGACGAGCUCCAGCUUCAAGAGCAGCUCUCUUUCCUCAACGAUGGCUCGCCCCAGAUGGGCCCGGCGAAAAGUGCCGAUUUUUUUGACCCGGCCUCGAGCCCGACCGCCGGAGAGCCCCUGCUCGCCGCUGCGGCUGCCGCCGCGUGGGGCGGCGCCUCAGGGCUUCAGCACCACCACCGCCGGAGCUGCUCUGUGAGCGAUAUCUGCCUUGGGUCUGAUGAUUUGAGUGGUGGGUUUGGGUGGAGGCCCUGUCUGUUCUACGCCAGGGGGUACUGCAAGAACGGGACCACCUGCCGGUUCCUCCACGGCGGCGAGGCGGCGGCGGACGGUGGUUGCGCGGUGGGGCCGCCCAUUAAGUUCGAGAUGAUGAUGGAGCAGCAGCAGCAGCAGCAGCAGUGUUCGGAGCUGCUUAGGCCGAAGUCAACUCAUCAGCAGCUGCUUACGAGUUCAAACAGUUUCCCCUUUUCUUCUUCAGUGGCAGCAAAUAAAUGCUUGAGUUAUCUUCAAUUUCCACCUGACAGUCCAAGAGGUUUGAUGAUGGGAGAUGGGAUGCAUAAAUUCGUUCCGAGGGGCGAUUUCGGAGUAAACUGUACGAAUCCCGGUUCAAGGCAGAUUUACUUGACCUUUCCAGCUGACAGUACCUUUAGAGAAGAAGAUGUAUCUAAUUAUUUUAGUCACUUUGGGCCGGUUCAAGAUGUGAGGAUCCCGUAUCAGCAAAAGAGGAUGUUCGGUUUCGUAACGUUCGAUUUUCCAGAGACCGUGAAGCUCAUUCUUGCCAAGGGCAACCCGCAUUUCGUGUGCGAUGCCCGUGUUCUUGUCAAGCCGUACAAGGAGAAGGGGAAAAUCCCGGAUAAGCACAGAAAACAACAGCAGAUGGAAAGAGGAGGGGAUUUUAUUGGGUGUGGCAGCCCCACAGGUCUAGAGUCUAGAGAUCCUUUCGAUCUUCAACUCGGUGCAAGAAUGUUUUACAACAACCCAGACAUUUUAUGGAGGAAAAAAUUGGAAGAGCAAGCCGAAUUGCAGCAAGCGAUCGAGCUUCAAAACCGGAGGCUAAUAGGUCUUCAGCUUUUGGAUGUCAAGAGGAAUAGUCAUCACCGGACCCUUUCUACGGGUGCCGUUAUUUCAUCUCCGACAGCAUUUUCACCUACGUUUUUCAAUCAAAAUCUCCUCAUACCAAGCAAUAAUAAUGGCAACCCAGAAGCCAAAGAAGAAAAUGGCUCGAUUGGGACUACGGCGAACAAAGCCCAACAGCAGCCACCGACUGUUAAUGAGGUCGAGAAAGACAAAGACCAUUCUCCCAAGGCUGAUGAUGAGAAGAACAUCAAUGGCAAGGAAAGUCACCCAAAAGAAAACGACUUCCAUGAAAGCUCGGAACACAACCUCCCGGAUAGCCCCUUUGCUUCUCCUAAGGCCACCGGGGACUAUGCCACCGCCUUCUCCAACGAAGCCUUAGAACCAGAGAAGGGCAGUUCGGUCAAAUCCACUAACAAUAACUUAAUCACGGGCCCGUCAUUAAACGUCGCUCCUUUCAAAUCUUGCCACUUCCAAGUGCCUAGCUUUGCUUCUGGUCAUGAGACCAUUGGCAUGUAG
This is a messenger RNA of Striga hermonthica, 2034 nucleotides long. The record is from the annotation of a GenBank genome assembly. Lineage: Eukaryota; Viridiplantae; Streptophyta; Magnoliopsida; Lamiales; Orobanchaceae.